Molecule: messenger RNA, 1099 nt
Organism: Rhopilema esculentum
Lineage: Eukaryota; Metazoa; Cnidaria; Scyphozoa; Rhizostomeae; Rhizostomatidae
Source: RefSeq, a predicted model, not a curated record
GGCUGCUGAGGCUUCGUAAGUUAAAUUAAAGACAUCAAGUUUUAUCCCCACAGUAACACAUAGUCAAGGUUGUUUUUUGGGCAGCAGCCACAAGAUCUACAAAAUGAGAUCUGUAAGUUUAUUGCUGCUUUUUCAUGCUUUGGGCGUCACCUUCUCCGAUGACUGCGUCGAUUUGAGUUCUUCCUGUGAUAUUUUCAAACGCGAAGGCUACUGCGAUGAGAAGAUCAGUGACUGGAUGAGAACGAGCUGUAAGAAGACGUGCGAAGUCUGCGAAACCGAUGGAGGCAAUGGAAAUGGAAAUGGAAAUAGUGGAGGCCAAUGUGGAAAAUCGGCCGUUCAACAGUCACGCAUAAUUGCUGGUUAUGAUGCUAAGCCAGGGGCAUGGCCUUGGAUGGCCUCGUUGAUAAUGCUGUCUCGGUCCCAUAUUUGUGGAGGAUCUCUGCUAAAUACGAGAUGGGUUUUGACAGCCAGCCACUGUGUCGUUGGAACGGGGGCGGACAAAAACAAUCUGGUGAUCAAAUUGGGAGAGCAUGAUCACUUGAAUUCAGAUGGAUCUGAACAGACAAUCUCCGUUGAAAAGAUAAUCCCCCAUCCACAAUUCCGACGAAAUAUCCUUCAAAAUGAUAUUGCACUGAUCAAAUUGAAAACACCAGCAAAACUCACUAAACGUGUGCAGACAAUCUGCUUGCCCAAAAAAGGCUCAAGGCCAAGAAUAGGAUCUCGAAAAUGUUACUUAUCAGGUUGGGGAUCGAUCAAACAUCCAGGUGGAAGUUACCACAAGCUGCAGCAGGCAAUGUUGCCAGUAGUUUCAGAAUCUAAUUGUUUUAACAGAUCGGAUUUCAUUUGCACUGGUUUUGGCAAAUCAAGUCUUACCAAUGCAUGCAGGGGCGACAGUGGUGGACCAUUUUUUUGCCCGAAGAGUGACGGAAGCUGGGAACAACAUGGCGUUACCAGCUUUGUUGUGGAAUACUGCAAGUACUACACUGCAUUUACGCCUGUUGGUGACUACAUCGAUUGGAUCAAUAAAUAUAUUAAUGCAUAGCGUUCUUUUUGCGAAAUUAAUCAUGAUCAAGUGUGUGUUAUUAAAGAAAGGUAACAA